Vitis vinifera (wine grape) is the source of this 2048-nucleotide messenger RNA. Its product is annotated as probable beta-1,3-galactosyltransferase 2. Gene Ontology annotation, molecular function: hexosyltransferase activity. NCBI's taxonomy places the organism in Eukaryota, Viridiplantae, Streptophyta, Magnoliopsida, Vitales, Vitaceae. The coding region runs from base 381 to 1607 and encodes 408 amino acids. The record is from RefSeq and is a predicted model, not a curated record. The transcript has 11 exons. Gene Ontology annotation, cellular component: Golgi membrane.
UACUUGGAAUUUAAAAUGGAAAUGAAAUUGAAUCCAUUAAAGUUCAACAGAAAACUGAACAGAUCCAACCUCUACAUGGAACUGUUACUGUUCCUUUAUUUGUUUUUCUUUCCAGUAAAUUUAAGUUUAUGGGAAACGUUUGUUGAAGGACGGUUCAGUAUUUUGGAAUAUUAAGAGAGGGCGGUUGGUGGGUCUGCACUCUUCUCACUCCAAUGCAGGGGAGGUGAGAGAGGGACAAGGAUUGAGUGGGAGAGAACGUAAAAAUUUGAUCUUUGGUGGUGAAAUUUCCAAAUUUGUUUCUGGGUUUUGCAGAUUGGUGUCUCUGAAUUGUUGGAUUUUUUUUGGGAGUAUAAGGUUAGUGAGAGGGAACAAGACCAAAAAUGUAUUUGAAAAACAGGGGAGGAACAGAGUAUCCUUCUAAGAGUGUUGUAUCUCGGAAUUUGGCGCUUUUGCUUUGCUUGAGCAGCUUCUGUGCUGGCAUGUUCUUCACCAACAGGAUGUGGGCAGCGUUUGAAGCUAAAGACACAGAGAGGAUGACUGGAAUUAAAGAUGAAAGAAUUAAAUUAGCUUCUGAGGGUUGUACUCCAAAACUAGCAAGUAAGGUGAUAAGGCACAAAUCCAACAACAUUCUGGGGGAAGUUUCAAAGACCCAUCAUGCUGUCCAAACACUAGAUAAAACAAUUUCAAAUCUGGAGAUGGAAUUAGCUGCUGCAAGGGCAGCUCAAGAGUCUGUAUUGAAUGAUUCUCUCAUAUCAGAAGACCACAAUGUCGCUGAAUCAACAAAGAAAAGAAAAUAUUUAAUGGUUAUAGGAAUCAAUACAGCUUUUAGUAGCCGGAAACGAAGAGAUUCAGUUCGUGCAACUUGGAUGCCACAAGGUGAGAAGAGAAAGAAACUGGAAGAAGAAAAGGGCAUUGUCAUACGCUUUGUUAUUGGUCACAGUUCGACAUCUGGUGGUAUUCUUGAUAAAGCUAUUGAAGCAGAGGAAAGAAUGCAUGGAGACUUCUUGAGACUGGAUCAUGUUGAGGGCUACCUGGAAUUGUCAGGCAAGACAAAGACAUAUUUUUCUACUGCUGUUGCUUUGUGGGAUGCGGAUUUCUAUGUCAAAGUUGAUGACGAUGUUCAUGUAAAUAUAGGAACACUUGCAAUGACUUUGGCUCAAUAUCGGUUGCAACCUCGGGUGUAUAUAGGCUGCAUGAAGUCGGGUCCUGUCCUUGCUCAGAAGGGAGUCAAAUACCAUGAACCAGAGUAUUGGAAAUUUGGCGAGGAGGGAAACAAGUAUUUCCGUCAUGCUACAGGACAACUAUAUGCUAUUUCAAAAAAUUUGGCUACUUAUAUAUCAAUCAACCGGCAUGUGCUGCAUAAGUACGCCAAUGAAGAUGUUUCACUGGGAUCUUGGUUUAUUGGAUUAGACGUGGAGCAUAUAGAUGACCGGAGACUAUGUUGUGGCACCCCACCUGAUUGCGAGUGGAAGGCUGAGGCAGGCAACGUAUGUGUUGCUUCAUUUGAUUGGAGCUGCAGUGGUAUUUGCAGAUCUUCUGAGAGGAUGAAGGAUGUUCACCAGCGUUGUGGUGAGGGCAAGAAUGCUUUGUGGAGUGCAGUUUUCUGAGAGACAAAACAGAUGUCUGAACACAGGAAGGGCACUUCCUUCUGAGAGACCCGCAGAUUCACAAAACAAGAAAGAUAUCCAUGAGAAAGCAGACCCUUUUUACUUUUUUCCCUUUUGGAAACUUUGUAUGUGCUCAUAGUGUGUAUUUAAUACGCAAAAUUUAGACUAUAGUGAAAGAGGAAAGAAACCUUGCUUCUGGGGAUCCAUCUCCAUUUUAGCUGAGGAGACCAACCCCCCAGAGCAGCCAACAGGAAUGCAAGUGACUGUCACUACCCAUUCUUUAAAUGGUUGGGGGGACUAUAUUGUAAGUUGCCAUGGCCAUGAUCUUUAUAAUAAAGUAGCAAUCUUUGUAGGCUGCCUUUGCUGCCUUUUGCUUCAUAAAACAAUAUAUGUCAAAUGGGCUUUACUGGGUUAAUUCCCUGUUUGUUCUUUAUUCUCUUC